UUGCUGGAAGAGACCCUCCGUCGCUGGCGCAGCCGGGCGCCUAUGUCGCGCCGAAAAACCCUGUCCGACCGACCUCAACAACAACGUCAGCGCUCGCACGCUUGCCGUCGUCUUCUUCGUCUUCUCUCUCGUCGUGUCGCCAAAACCCUCUCGCCCUUUCUACCUCCCUCGCUCGACAAUGUCUCUGUCCUCCAUUUCGCUGAGGUCCGCCGCAUUUAGCCCGCUCUCGUCCGAGCUCGACGAUCGCGUGAGUCAUUACCGAUCCCCCGAUCUCUCUUCUUCCCAUUCGUUUCACGGGUUUUGCGACGGCGGCGAGGCUCCCUUUGAGCUUCCGAUUCGAGGAGAGAGCGAGUUCGGCGGGGAAGGGGAAGCGAUUGGUGUCGCGGGCGAGGAAGCCGGGAUUGAGGUGUUGUAUUGAUAGGGACAUGGACGUGAGCGCUUCCGCCGUCGCCGAUGGCGUCGCCGAGUGCUCUCCCGAAAUCGAAGUGAAGGAGCCCGGCGUGUCGACGCUGUUGAUGAAUUUCGAGAACAAAUUCGAUCCUUACGGGGCGAUCAGCACGCCGAUUUACCAAACGGCUACGUUUAAGCAACCUUCAGCCACAGAAAAUGGUCCCUAUGAUUACACCAGGAGUGGAAAUCCCACUCGGGAUGCGCUAGAGAGCCUCCUCGCAAAGCUGGACAAAGCCGAUAGAGCAUUUUGCUUCACUAGUGGAAUGGCUGCUUUGGCCGCCGUCACUCAUCUCCUUUCAAAUGGUGAGGAAAUUGUUGCUGGAGAUGACCUUUAUGGUGGUUCCGAUCGUCUGUUGUCCCAAGUAACUCCAAAAUCUGGAGUUGUGGUGAAGCGGGUAAAUACAAGUGAUCUACAUGAGGUGGCAUCUGCUGUUGGUCCCUCCACCAAGCUUGUCUGGUUAGAAAGUCCCACCAAUCCACGGCAACAAAUUUCGGAUAUACGAAAAAUAGCGGAGAUAGCUCAUGCUCAUGGUGCCCUUGUAUUGGUGGAUAAUAGUAUCAUGUCACCUGUAUUAUCACAACCACUGGAACUGGGAGCAGAUAUUGUAAUGCAUUCUGCCACUAAAUUCAUAUCUGGGCAUAGUGAUGUCAUGGCGGGUGUGCUUGCGGUGAAAGGGGAAAGCUUGGCAAAACAGCUAUAUUUCCUCCAAAAUGCCGAAGGUUCUGGUCUAGCUCCAUUUGACUGUUGGAUCUGCUUGCGAGGUAUUAAGACCAUGGCUCUACGGAUUGAGAAGCAACAGGAGAAUGCACAGAAAAUAGCCGAGUUUCUAUCUUCCCAUCCCCGAGUAAAGAAAGUCAAUUAUGCUGGUCUCCCUGAUCAUCCUGGGCGUGCCUUGCACUACACUCAGGCUAAGGGUGCUGGAUCUGUGUUUAGCUUUUUAACAGGAUCAGUGGCACUGUCAAAGCAUAUUGUUGAGACCACCAAGUACUUCAGUAUAACUGUUAGUUUUGGGAGCGUGAAGUCCCUCAUCAGCAUGCCAUGCUUUAUGUCCCAUGCCAGCAUACCGGCCAUGGUCCGUGAAGCUCGGGGCCUGACAGAGGAUCUCAUUCGAAUAUCUGUGGGAAUCGAGGACGUGAGUGAUCUGAUAUCUGAUUUGGACACUGCUCUUAGGACUGGACCAGCUUAGUUGCUUGCCCCAAAUUGGGAAAUCUCGUAGGUGCUUUGCCCUGUCCUGGGCCCUGGCUUCUAUUCCUAGUGUAAUAACUCUGAAAAUGAUGUCAAAGUUAUGGUUCCCUGCUUCCCAGUGAUUCUUACUUUGGCCGUUGCUCUCUACCACAAAGAAAAUGAGUUUAGCCACGAGUACGAGAGAGGGAGCAGGAUUUGUCUAUGUAAGCUAUUGCUUCCGGUUCUCGCCAUAUUUUCUUUUUGGUAAAAGUAGUGUUCACCUCUGGGUGGUUGUUUUACCACUCUGGGGGAGCAACGGAAGGUUUCAAGACAA
Eucalyptus grandis is the source of this 1949-nucleotide messenger RNA. Its product is annotated as cystathionine beta-lyase, chloroplastic. The record is from RefSeq and is a predicted model, not a curated record. The coding region runs from base 426 to 1637 and encodes 403 amino acids. NCBI's taxonomy places the organism in Eukaryota, Viridiplantae, Streptophyta, Magnoliopsida, Myrtales, Myrtaceae. Gene Ontology annotation, molecular function: pyridoxal phosphate binding. The transcript has 13 exons. Gene Ontology annotation, cellular component: cytoplasm. Gene Ontology annotation, biological process: 'de novo' L-methionine biosynthetic process; transsulfuration.